CAACGAGUCGGACACAGCCGAUAAGAGGAGACUUUCAUGGCGUUUGAGUUUGAUGACGUACUGGAGCAGAUCGGCUCCUUCGGUCGCUACCAGAAGUUCGCCAUCUUCAUCUUACUCUUCCCAAGCGGCUUCUUCAGUGCUUUUAUGAUGAAUCAGCUGUUAUUCCAAGUGGUAGUUCCGGACCACUGGUGUCAUGUCCCGGGCCGCGAGACCACAGGAAUGUCCACGGACGAGUGGCGGGCUCUGACCAUUCCCAGGUCCAAUAGUUCCGGAAGGUACUCCAGCUGCCUCAGGUACAAGGUAACGUGGAGUGGUAACGCAAGCUUCUCACCUAGUGAGGGAGAUAGUGCCAGCUUCUCUCCCAGUGAGGGAGAUAAUGCCAGUUUCUCUCCCAGUGAGGGAGAUAAUGCCGGCUUCUCUCCCAGCGAGGAAGAUAGUGCCAGCUUCUCUCCCAGCGAGGGACGAAAUGCAAGUUUCUUCCUCAGCAACAAAACGGAAGAGUGCCGGAGUGGAUGGGAGUUUGACUCUUCGCAGUUCAAGGCGACUCUGGCCACCACCAACCAGUGGUUCUGUGAGAGGGAGAGUUACUCCCAGCACGCCCUCGCUCUCAACAUGGCCGGAAACGCUUUCGGCACUUUAAUACUACCGUUUAUCGGGGACAAAUACGUCGGGCGUCGAGUGAUCCUGUACGUGGCCCUGGCGAUCCACGUGGUCUUCACUAUACCGCUGGUCUGGAUCUCCAACGUGGGCUUCCACCUGCUCUUCAGGUUCCUGGCCGGCCUGGGGUACCUCAGCUACAGCCUCGUACCCUAUGUCAUUGUGGUGGAGACAGUGGGAAGCAGGAGACGCGCCCUCACCACAGGCUUGUACUACGGCACGUGGACGGCCGGAAUGUGCUUCACUGCCCUAGUGGCUUUUCUGGUUCCCCACUGGCAGUACCUCGCUCUCAUCUCCUGCGUUCCACCCAUCAUAUUCUUACUCUUUCUGCGGUUGGUUCCUGAGUCGCCACGAUGGUUACUGUCCAAGGGUCGAGUGACGGAGUGUGCCAGGAUCCUGCUACAGGUAGCGAAGACAAACGGGAACCAGGAGGUGACGAAGCAAGACCUGAAGAAGAAACUCUGUGACAUUGUGGACAAACAGGUGGAGGAAGUCAGCAUUAAGAAUGCCUUGCGCUACCCGAUACUUCGCUGGAGGCUCGUCAGUCUGCUCACCAUAGCAAUGUGUGUGUACAUGUCGUACGGAGUGAUCCUGAUGGGCAUCAACGUCCUCCCAAGCAACUACUUCCUGAGUCACUUUAUCCUGUCGGUGAGUCAGCUGCCAGCGACUGCCACCAGCUGGGUGUUCAUGCAGUACCUGGGACGUCGCUUCUCCUCCAUGGCCUCUGCGCUGCUCUUCAUCGUCCUCUGCGUCGUGGCUACUUUUUGCACACACGACGCGUGGGCGCUGGUGGUGGUGAUAGGAGCUCUGAGACUGUGUCUGGCCGUGCAGAUGCAGGUGAUGUUUGUGCAGGUGGUGGAGCUCCUGCCCACCCCCGUCAGGAGCUCCGGCCUCGGGCUCUACACCGUCUUCGGGCUGUGUGCCAUGACAGCCUCUCCCUAUAUCCUCCAUUCUGGCCAGGGUUCCAGCUUCCACUACUGGGUGUUGGUGGGACUCAUGUUACUCUCCCUCAUCCUCUGCAUCCCUCUACCGGAGACUCUGGGGCAUGCCUUACCCCAGACCUUCCAGGAGGCCGAGGACCUUGGUUUUGGAAGACCCAUGGCUACCUGGAUCCACCACUGGAAUCUCCACAAAUAUCCAGCCGCCUCCAAUGCGGCUUGUUCUACCUGCAACUCCUGCAACCCAGACGAGCUGGAGCCACUGCAAGAUAUCGAAAACAGUACUUAACACUCCGUAAAGUUAAUAUCUAUUCGAGUGUACAGUUUAUCGUGGGUAAUAAUUAUCCAUUCAUCUGCACAAAUAAAUAACAUUCAUGUGUAUAUCGAUGAGAAAAUCAGUAGGAGCCGUGAGGUGGAUUCCAACCUAUGCACUCUUUGUGCAUAUGAAGAACACAGAUGCGUCGUGUGCUUGGAAAGUAUCUUUUGUAUCAUUGUUCACAAACAUAGAUAUCAUAGUCUGUCUUCGUAGCUGUCGGCAAAGUUAUUAUCUAUUUACACGUGUCUCGUGAAUCAACAUAACGCUAAUUAUUGUUCAACACAGCAUAAGUCUGAAGGAGAUGAGCGUGUACUCACCUAGUUGUGCUUGCGGGGGUUGAGUUUCGGCUCCUUGGGCCAGCCUCUCAUCUGUCAAUCACCUGCUGUAGAAAUUGCCGAGUCUAUUGGGCUCUGUCAUGUCAACGCUUGAAACUGUGUAUGAAGUCUGCCUAAUGAAUUCCAUUUGUUAAUUACCCUGACACUGAAAAACUUCUUCCAACGUCCAUGUCGUUCAUUUGGGUUCUAAAUUUCCACCUGUCUCCAUGCUCGCGUACCACACAUGGUAAAACAAAUUAUCUACCGUGUCAAUUCCUUUGAGAAUUGUAUAGGCGUCUUAAUAUUUUCCCUAACUUUUCUGUCUUCCAGUGUCGUGAGGUUUAGUUCCAGUAAUCAUUCCUCAUAGCUUAUACUCCUCAGCUCGGGGACUAUCCUGGUGCGAUACCUCUGAACCUUUUAUUACUUCAUUUUGUAUUUGACUAGAUAUGGACUUCUCGCUAGAGCCGCAUACUCCAGUAUUGGUCUGACAUUUGUGGUAUAAAAGGUUCUGAAGGAUUCCUUACUCAAGUUCCUAAAGCGAUUCUUAUGUUUGUCAGCCUUGCAUAUGCUGCUGAUGAAAUACUUUUCAUAUGGGCUUCAGGGGACAGGUCUCACGUGAUAUAUCAACCGGCAGAUCUCUCUCUUCCUGACUCCAGAAGGAUUUCAACUCCGAACUGGUACCUUGUGUUUGGCCUUCUGCUCCCUGAACCUAUCUUCAUCAUUUUACACUUGCUUGCCUUAAACCCUAGCAACCAUUUUUGGACCAUUCUUUCAGUCUUUGCAGGUCAUCUUGAAAUCUCUUGUUGUCCUCCUAUGUCUUAUCCCUCCUCAUAAUUUUAGCAUCAUCAGCAAACAUUGAGAGGAAUGAGUCUAUACUCUAUGAGAGAUCAUUUACAUAUAUCAGAAACAGGAUAGGUCUGAGUACAAAACCCUGUGGGACUCCACUGGUAACUUCACGCCAUUCUGAGGUCACACUCCUCAAAAUAACUCUGUUGCCACAACACUCAGCCUUAAGACUUGUCAACUUGAGUUUGGCCAGACACAGCACAGGCCACCAUUGACCUUCCACACAUCCGUCAAGCUGGCUACACUGACAACCACAGCCCCCUCAACACACCUCAGUAGCUGACUAUACUGACAUAACCCCAGCCCCCUCAACACACCUCAGUAGCUGGCUACACUGACAUAACCCCAGCCCCCUCAACACACCUCAGUGGCAGGCUACACUGACACAACCCCAUCAACACACCGCAGUGGCAGGCUACACUGACACAACCCCAUCAACACACCGCAGUGGCAGGCUACACUGACACAACCCCAUCAACACACCGCAGUGGCAGGCUACACUGACACAACCCCAUCAACACACCGCAGUGGCAGGCUACACUGACACAACCCCAUCAACACACCGCAGUGGCAGGUUACACUGACACAACCCCAUCAACACACCGCAGUGGCAGGUUACACUGACACAACCCCAUAAACACACCGCAGUGGCAGGUUACACUGACACAACCCCAUCAACACAUAUUCAUCCUUCUCAAGAAACCGAUAUUUUAGCGUCUCUGCAACACACUGGGGAAAUAUGCAACAACUCAAAAAGUUAGUUUUACCCUCCCCGUGGACCGGGAAGGUUGCUACUGCUCAACCUAUAUUAAAACCCUUCGUAUUUUCCCCCCAAAAAAUAUUUCUGUACUGAUGAAGAAUGACUUUUUCCUUCUUACUGUGCAUGUUAAUUUCUUCAACACUUUUGUGUAAUCUAUAAUAUUUUUCAAAUAUUUUAUUUAUGAAUCAAUAGGUAAAUAUAUCUUUGCACGUAAAUCAGUUAAAAUAUCAAUUUUAAUUAAUAUUGUAAAUUUACAAUAGAGCAGAGGUUGACUAAUUCUUAAGUACAACCUAAUUUCUGUAUUAUGUAUCAGUUUUUAAUUAUUUAAAUUAAUGGCAAUGAAAAUAAAACUUGUUCUUUUACAGAGCUCAGUGUUAUCUUAUACAUCUUUUUUUUACACCUGCAAAUGUUCUUUGCAAAUUAAGUACAUAUAUGUAAAAAGAACAAAAGCUGUAGUGUAAAUAUUUGAAUAAAAUUUUAUGCAAGUCAUGUCUAAAUUGAGAUAAUAUUCGCAAUAAGAGUG
Messenger RNA from Procambarus clarkii (red swamp crayfish), 4354 nucleotides. Lineage: Eukaryota; Metazoa; Arthropoda; Malacostraca; Decapoda; Cambaridae. The record is from RefSeq and is a predicted model, not a curated record.